Molecule: messenger RNA, 1158 nt
Organism: Indicator indicator
Lineage: Eukaryota; Metazoa; Chordata; Aves; Piciformes; Indicatoridae
Gene: DUSP5
Product: dual specificity phosphatase 5
Exons: 4
Coding region: 1-1158 (385 amino acids)
Biological process (GO): negative regulation of MAPK cascade; protein dephosphorylation; endoderm formation
Cellular component (GO): nucleus; cytoplasm
Molecular function (GO): MAP kinase tyrosine/serine/threonine phosphatase activity; protein tyrosine/threonine phosphatase activity
Source: RefSeq, a predicted model, not a curated record
AUGAAAGUCACGUCCCUCGACUGCCGCCAGCUUAGGAAGCUCCUGCGGAAGGAGCCCUCCCGCUGCCUGGUGCUGGACUGCCGGCCCUACCUGUCCUACUCGGCCUCCUGCCUCCGCGGCUCGCUUAACGUCAACCUCAACUCGGUGGUGAUGCGGCGGGCUCGCGGCGGGGCCGUGCCGCUCCACUUCGUGGUGCCCGACGCGGCGGCCCGAGCCCGGCUGCUGCUGAGCAGCGAGGCGACGGCUGGGAGCGCCCGCCUGGCAGCCGUGGUGGUGCUGGACCAGGGUACGGGGCACUGGCAGAAGUUGAAGAAGGACAGCACGGCCCAGAUCGUCCUCAACGCUCUGCUCUCCAGCCUGCCGGAGGCCGGGACCAGGGUUUGCUUCCUGAAAGGAGGAUAUGAAACCUUUAACUCGCAAUAUCCUGAGUGCUGUGUGGAUGGAAAACUCAUUUCCCCGGAGAAGACUGAGGCAGAGAGAAACCUUGCCAGCCACUGUGAGAAGCAGAGUGCCAACCAGAAACCCGCUUAUGAUCAGGGUGGUCCAGUUGAAAUCCUGCCUUUUCUCUACCUUGGUAGUGCUUAUCAUGCUUCCAAGUGUGAGUUUCUUGCCAAUCUGCAUAUCACAGCCCUCCUCAAUGUCUCCAGGAAAAGCUCAGAGUCCUUCAAAGACCAGUAUUGCUACAAGUGGAUCCCAGUGGAGGACAGUCACACAGCAGACAUCAGCUCACACUUCCAGGAAGCCAUUGACUUCAUUGAUUAUGUCAGGCGAGCAGGAGGCAAGAUCCUGGUGCACUGCGAAGCAGGGAUCUCGCGCUCUCCCACCAUCUGCAUGGCCUAUCUCAUGAAGACAAAGAAGUUCUGCCUGGAGGAAGCCUUCGAUUACAUCAAGCAACGCCGGAGCCUGAUCUCACCCAACUUUGGUUUCAUGGGCCAGUUGCUCCAGUACGAGUCGGAGAUCUUGUCUUCCACUCCCAGUCCUGCUGUUGCCUCGUGCAAAAGAGAAGCCGCAUCUUUCUUUGCGGAGGAACUGACAUUAGGCAAAAACUUUGAAGGCUCGUGUUUUGCCUUUCCUACCUCAGUGCUAAGUUCUGUGCCCAUCCACUCUCCUGUCCACCAGCUGAAACUCAGCCCCAUGACGGCAUCUUCGUCCUGCUGA